This is a messenger RNA of Anoplophora glabripennis (Asian longhorned beetle), 2137 nucleotides long. Its product is annotated as tetratricopeptide repeat protein 39B. Bases 243 to 1988 code for a protein of 581 amino acids. Lineage: Eukaryota; Metazoa; Arthropoda; Insecta; Coleoptera; Cerambycidae. The record is from RefSeq and is a predicted model, not a curated record. The transcript is spliced from 10 exons. Gene Ontology annotation, molecular function: protein binding.
AUAGUUAGGUAGAUGUUAGUUGCCAGUAAAAGUAAAAAUAUCUAUUCAGUUAAAGUUUCAUUAUUAGUUUCCUAUUUAAUAAUUUAAUUAAAACGAAUAAUUUUUCUAUGUUUAAAUUGAAGCAGUAGUAAUGUAGGAUCAUACUUAAUUAUAAUAACCGAUAACUUUUAUCAUUUCUGAUUAUUGUGAAUAUUGUAACUUGUUGUGAUUGUUAUUGUUAGUUUACUUUCGUUAAACUUCACAUGAAUGUGCAAGAAAUGAUUGAAGAUUACACAGACAGCGAUGUGGAUGAUCAGGACGAAUUUGAAGAUGCCGAAGAUGUGCCGAUUUCAACGGACAUGACCCUGGAGAGAGCAUUACAGGAAGCACAGCAAGCUAUCAAUUAUUUCUUUAAUAACCAAUUUAAUGAAGCCAAACAGCUAAUGACACCUUAUGCCAACGUUAGUAUGUACCAUUCCUUGGGCCAUUCAGUAUUUUUAUUUUUGGAGGCUAUACUGACUUUCGAACAGCAGUCCAUUAUUGAGGCAUCGAAAUCUUUGAAACAGUCGCUCAUAGUGUGUAACAAGUAUAAGAAAAAGAACACCAUAGGUGAAUCUUUAGGGAAAAUUGUGAAGAGGACCAACUUCGAACAGUACACUGAAGAAGAGGCGCAUGCAGAGUUAUGUUAUGCGGAAUGUUUGCUACUUAAAGCCAUGCUAACGUUCAUGGAAGAUGAGACUUUAAGUAGUUUUAUUAAGGCUGGAAUUAAAAUCCGUUCGUGUUACAAUUCUUAUAAGAACUGCCAACAAAUCUUGAUUAGAAGGAACUGGGAAAAUGACAACAAAGUUCACUUCGAAAGUGGGGUAAAAAUGGGUAUAGGAACCUUCAACUUAAUGAUAUCCUUGUUACCAUCGAGAGUUAUCAAACUCUUAGAAUUUAUAGGCUUUUCUGGAAAUAAGCAAAAAGGGUUGGAAGAUCUUCACGAGGGAUAUGAAAUGGAAGGUCUUAGACAAAUCUUAUGCACAAUGACCCUUUUAGGAUAUAAUCUUAUUGUGCUCCACGUGUUAAGCUAUCGAGAAGGAGAUACUAAAAUUUGCGAAAAGAUACUACAGAAACAGCUGGAGAGACAUCCAGAUGGCGUGUGGUUUUUGUUCUUUCAAGGAAGGCUGGACUUCAUUAGAGGGCGACUGGACGAGAGCAUAGUAUGGUAUACUAAAUCGUGGAAAUCCCAAAAUAUGUGGCCUCAGUUUCAUCACAUUUGCUAUUGGGAGUUACUUUGGAUCCAUUGUCUAAAAGCAGAAUGGAAGGAGGCUCUUACUUACAGUACGUACUUGAGAGAACAAAGCAAGUGGUCGAGGAGUCUGUACAGCUAUCAAAAAGCAGCCAUCAUGUGCAUGAUGAGAGAUGAAUUGACGCCUUCGGAUCUAUCGGACAUGGAGAAAUUAAUGAAGGAUGUUCCGAAAUACAAACAGAGAAUAGCCGGAAAAUCUUUACCGAUGGAAAAAUUUGCCGUUAAAAAGGCUGAACGUUACUUUAAUCAAGGCCAAGAUUUAGUUUUACCGGCGAUAGAGCUCAUGUUCCUCUGGAACUUGUUUAAGAUCUUGAAAAAUUUUAGCGUUGCAACCAAAAUAUUUAAAAUAAUAGAUAAAUCAUUACUGGAACUAAAUUCUUCCAUGAAGCCGUCCAAGUAUCAUAACGACAAUAAAGCUUUAACUUUACUAUUACGAGGUUCCUGUUUAAGACACAUGGGAAGCCCUUUACAAGCCCUAGAGUGUUUAGAAAAUGUUAUUUCAUUACAGAAAGACAUAGUGGAGGAUACCUAUCUUGUUCCAUAUGCGAUUGUAGAGCUUGCGUUGAUCGAAUGGCAGAAUGGAAACCAAGAAAAAGCUAUUUUAGCAUUAGAAGACGCAAAGAAGAACUAUACUGGUUAUUCACUGGAAUCGAGAUUACACUUCAGAAUACAUACAGCUCUUUCCGAAUUUAAAGCGGAAAUGAAAAAUCAUCACUAAUGUUACCAAAUAUUUUUUUUUGUACAUUAUGUAAGUUCCUUUGCAUUUAUAAGUUAUACAUAUAGAGAUGUAUAUCCUACCACUUUAGUUUGCAAGGCUGUGUUUUAUAUAUAUACCUAUAUAUUGAAAAUAAAUAGUAAUAUAUUGCA